GGACCGGAAGCUGUGUUGUUUACAUUUUCUAAGAUGGCGGCGGGGAUGUAUUUGGAGCAUUAUUUGGACAGCAUCGAAAACUUGCCCUUCGAGUUGCAGAGAAACUUCAAUCUGAUGAGGGAUCUAGAUCAGCGCACAGAGGACCUAAAGGGACAGAUAGACUCUCUGGCUAAAGACUACACGGCCAACGCGCGGACUCUAUCCUCUGAACAGAAGCUGUCCAUACUGAGGCAGAUUCAGCAGUCUUACAGUAAAUGCAAAGAAUUUGGAGAUGAUAAAGUGCAACUAGCCAUGCAGACCUACGAGAUGGUCGACAAACACAUCCGACGUCUUGACACGGACCUCGCUCGGUUUGAGGCCGACCUGAAGGAAAAGCAGAUCGAGAGCACGGACUAUGAUUCCACCUCCAGCAAGGGGAAGAAAGUUGAAACCAGGCAGAAGGAGAAGAAGACGGCUAAAACAAGAUCUAAAGUGAAGAGCUCAGAUGAAGAUGGAAGUCCUAAGAGCGCACAGAAGAAAGUCAAACUCCUCCAACCAGGAGAAUUCAACAGCCCUGCCACCAACUUUGGGAACGUGCACCCAUCCGAUGUGCUGGACAUGCCUGUGGACCCCAACGAGCCCACCUACUGUCUGUGUCAUCAGGUCUCUUACGGCGAGAUGAUCGGCUGCGACAACACUGAUUGCUCCAUUGAGUGGUUUCAUUUUGCAUGCGUGGGCCUGACGACCAAACCAAGAGGCAAAUGGUAUUGUCCACGAUGCUCUCAAGACAGAAAGAGGAAAUAAAAACACCUGAAAAAACAUGGACACAGAUCAGAUGGAAAAUGAGAAGAACAUUUCUUCACUAGUUUCUAGGAUUUAUGUUUCUCAUCCUCCUUAACAUACAUUUGGUGCAUUUUCUUUUGGUUUAUGUAAUUUGCCUUGGUCUGAUGCGGUGUGUGUGUGACAGAGCCAGGUGGUUACAAAUGUAUUUAAUAUUUGUUUUUUUAAACGGUUA
Molecule: messenger RNA, 994 nt
Organism: Pseudoliparis swirei
Lineage: Eukaryota; Metazoa; Chordata; Actinopteri; Perciformes; Liparidae
Gene: ing4
Product: inhibitor of growth family, member 4
Exons: 8
Coding region: 34-783 (249 amino acids)
Biological process (GO): regulation of DNA-templated transcription; positive regulation of apoptotic process
Cellular component (GO): nucleus
Source: RefSeq, a predicted model, not a curated record